This is a messenger RNA of Aspergillus nomiae NRRL 13137, 1069 nucleotides long. RefSeq names its product isopentenyl-diphosphate delta-isomerase IDI1 (gene idi1). Gene Ontology annotation, biological process: isoprenoid biosynthetic process; isopentenyl diphosphate biosynthetic process. Lineage: Eukaryota; Fungi; Ascomycota; Eurotiomycetes; Eurotiales; Aspergillaceae. The transcript is spliced from 3 exons. The annotation marks the transcript as partial. Gene Ontology annotation, molecular function: isopentenyl-diphosphate delta-isomerase activity. Gene Ontology annotation, cellular component: cytoplasm. The record is from RefSeq and is a predicted model, not a curated record.
AUAAUACCCCUCUUUGGAUUGUGAGCGUCAUACAUUAACUGUCACAAUGAGCGCAACUACUACAACUACCGAACCCCCUAGAAUUACGGCGGAAAAUGUUGCUACUCUCUUCCCAGAGGUCGAUACUUCUUUGGCUCGCGAAGUCCUCCCCAAAGCUGACGGCAAUCCCUCCGCCGCUAGCAGCAGCGAGCUGGCAGGUUACGACGAGGAGCAAGUCCGUCUGAUGGAUGAAGUAUGCAUCGUUCUGGAUGAUGAUGACAAGCCUAUCGGAAGUGCCAGCAAGAAAAUCUGCCACCUCAUGACCAACAUUGACCGGGGCCUUCUCCACCGUGCCUUUUCCGUGUUCCUCUUCGAUUCCAACAAGCGCUUGCUCCUCCAACAACGCGCCAGCGAGAAGAUCACCUUCCCGGAUAUGUGGACAAACACCUGCUGCUCUCACCCCCUUGGAAUUGCUGGAGAGACCGGUUCUGAGCUGGAUGCCGCUAUCUUGGGCGUGAAGCGGGCUGCGCAGCGGAAGUUGGAACAUGAGCUUGGAAUUAAGCCGGAGCAAGUACCCCUGGAUAAGUUCGAGUUUUUCACGAGAAUACAUUACAAGGCUCCUAGCGAUGGAAAAUGGGGAGAGCAUGAGAUCGACUAUAUCCUCUUCAUCCAAGCCGAUGUAGAGUUGGAUCCUAGCGCGAAUGAAGUACGAGACACGAAGUAUGUCUCGGCCGACGAAUUGAAAACGAUGUUUGAGCAGCCGGGGUUGAAGUUCACACCCUGGUUCAAACUCAUCUGCAAUUCGAUGUUGUUCGAAUGGUGGAGCCACCUCGGCUCUCCAACCUUGGAGAAGUACAAGGGCGAGAAAGGAAUCCGGCGUAUGUGAGAUUCUGCUCAACGGAAAAUGGUGAUAUGUUAUCCGUUUGUCUUGCAAUGUAGCGGUAUCUUUCGGCUGUUUCCGCCCGCUUCCUCGAAUUAUGAUACCAUGGCAUGGGCUAGUCAAAUGCACUAUUAAUGUAUGAACAGGACUUAUUUUAUGUUUCUAGGUACCUAUCUUCAUUUACUGGGGGCUAGUGACAGAUCCCUUCUC